GACUUAUGAUCCAUCGUUAUUGCUCCAGCCUUGUCGUGUUUUGUCUCUCCCAAGGCAGUCGCGCAACGCUACUCAGUGACCGACAAUGACGUGCCCAUGAUAUGUACGCCGCGGAAGUAGUUCACGCAGCCAAACAGGCUGUAGAUUGUGUGAAAGAGCUAUUACUAUUGCCCUGGGCCAUUGAACUUCGUCACCCUUCUAUAUUGCUACUAAAAUCAAUUGAUUUAGCUCCCGUGGAAACUCUGAUCACAGGUGGCAUCACCCACGGCUGAGACAACAUGCAAGCACGACAGGAGCCCGUUCUCAUCGACGAAUUCGAAGUGGGACUCGAUCGAGCAAAGAUCACAGAGUCUGCGCAGAUUCAAAUUCCAGAAUCACACAAUACAGAACAAAGCGCAAAUAUUGACGCAGAGCCCGACAGUCCACGCUCUUCCACUCACAAUGUCAAGGAGUCCAUCAAGCUGAAGAAGCACAAAGCCGGUGUUAAGAUCAGGAAAACGCUUCAUAUUGGAAGGGCUUCUGAUGAUUUCGAUCUAACUACAACAGCAAUCGCUGGGGGGAACGAGGAGCCCUCGGGUUCACGGUAUGCGACCGAUCCCCCAGAGCCUGACAAGGCAACGUUCAAAGACUUCGUCAACAACCCUGUCGACACCGUCAAGGCCAAAGUGUCAGAGCAUAGUAACCAGCAGGUUGCAGGACAAAUCUCAGCAAAGGAGGUUCCUCAUGGCAAUGAGGUUGACCUUCUACAUGCUUCAGAGGCAGUCGAGGAUGCAAAGACCGAUGCACAGCGGCUGCUCGCGAUUCAAGACCUCUCCAAAUUGAUGAAGGGGCGUCAAGCUACCUAUGCACGGUGGACACUUGACCGUCAUGUUACAAAGGUCAGGCUUCUGCCGCGCGAACAGAUCCAUCUGAAGCCAAGGUCUGCCUUUGAGAAGUACAACCCCCAGGAAGGCCUGGUCAUCGAUUGGAAGGCAUAUGGGCAGCAUCUGCUCAUGUACUACGCGCAACAAUACGGGGGGCAGUAUGUCGGAUAUGGCUCCGAUCCACCAGCACCGUCAAAGCAGACUUUUGUGCCAAACAUCGAGCGUUUUUUGAUCGCUUCCUCACCACUCCAGGAGCUCAUCAUGACAUCACGUAGAGUCUACCGCUGGGAACACCCUCCGACGACGACCAAAUACCUAGCGAUAUACUCCGUGCUAUGGUAUUUCAACUCGCUUCUCCCAGGCUGUCUUGCCGCGUUCAUCUACCUGGUCAUCGAGCGCCGAGCCCAUGGUAACACCAUGCAAGACUUGCGUGAAGACAUUGAACACCGAGAGAACCAACGCGUAACCGCUUUGUCGCUAACAGAGCUGAUCGUGAAAGAAGGCGACGAGAACUGGUCUGACGAUCUUCUUGAACGCCUUGGCCCGUGGGUCAUGGUCCAGCUCGCAGAUUUAGCCAACUUCUUCGAGAGCAUGCGCAAUUUCUACGAAUGGCGCGUGCCUCAUCGAACAGCACGUAGUCUGAUCGUUCUCGGCCUCGUUACGCUGUUCACCGCUCUAAUACCGAUGUGGCUGCUCAUCAAGACUAUGACCUUCACCAUGGGUGUUACGUACUUCGCGCUCUACCCGGUCGCUGUAAACUUCCCGGAGUACAGGCUUCUCGUAUCUCCCACCAAGCGUCUGCUAUGGAACAUCCCAACACACGCGGAGUGGGCAAUCAAAUACAUACAGGCCGAAGGAACCCGUCUCGCACAAACAUCCAAACCUAUAGCGCCGACACUCGCAACGUUGUCUCCUACAUUCGAUUCUGCCUACGACUACAACAGCUACACUGCGCAUCAAGACAAGACUACUGGCCGUCUCAUCGUUGGUGCUGGAGGAGUUCGAUUCGUUUCGAAUAUGGGACACAAUGUUUUGUGGUCCAUCAAAUAUGAGGAGCUAGAGAAGUUUGAGAAACAAGAUCGCGUUGUCCAGAAGAACAUUCCAAGCAAACUACAGCGGGACUCUGGCCAAGAUUUGAAAUUCGGCAGCAGAGAUGGCAGGGAAUUUUUACUCAAGCAGGUUGACAAGCGCGAUGAGGCAUUUUCUCAAGUCAUUGGGUUCUCAAACAUCCCGUGGCAGGUCGUUUGGUAAGCCUGAGUAUUAUCUUCCGCUGCGGCACGACGGAAUAAGACUGUUCCUUAAAGAUCCCCACUUCACUCUUAGCGUACCCCACUCCUUGCAUCCUUCUACUACACUAUCUCCGAUAUCGUUGGCCAGCCGCAAUGGUCCCUGUCAAGCACCGAUAAGACUUGCGCCGGAUGCUUGGUCAUGCCAGGCUGGCACAUAUUUAAGUGCAACGGGCCUUCCUGUAUGCCGAUCUGCCAGCGCGACAUAGUGCUUCGUCAAGCUCUAGCGAAAGAUGAAGAUCGCCAUGCCUGGACACGAAGCAGUCCAGGAGACUGACCAACAUGGAGACGACAUGGAGAAGCGCGUGCUGCGCAAGAUCGACUGGCGACUCAUCCCGCUUAUGUUCAUCACAUACAACCUGAACUUCAUGGACAAAACAAUCUUGUCUUCAGCC
Molecule: messenger RNA, 2544 nt
Organism: Didymella exigua CBS 183.55
Lineage: Eukaryota; Fungi; Ascomycota; Dothideomycetes; Pleosporales; Didymellaceae
Exons: 5
Coding region: 279-2114 (611 amino acids)
Biological process (GO): negative regulation of toll-like receptor 9 signaling pathway; apoptotic process
Source: RefSeq, a predicted model, not a curated record